This is a messenger RNA of Myxocyprinus asiaticus (Chinese sucker), 4396 nucleotides long. Its product is annotated as general transcription factor IIF subunit 2-like. The record is from RefSeq and is a predicted model, not a curated record. The transcript is spliced from 8 exons. Bases 107 to 856 code for a protein of 249 amino acids. Lineage: Eukaryota; Metazoa; Chordata; Actinopteri; Cypriniformes; Catostomidae. Gene Ontology annotation, biological process: transcription by RNA polymerase II; transcription initiation at RNA polymerase II promoter. Gene Ontology annotation, cellular component: transcription factor TFIIF complex.
ACGGGCCACCGUACAGCCGGCUCUGUUUUGGUGGUACAUUAGCUUGUUGUUGUUGGUGUCGGGUAACAAAAGAGGUCUAUUAAAUCCACAUGAAAUAAUAACAAGAAUGUCAGAUAAAGGAGAGGUGGAUUUAACUGGUGCAAAACAAAACACUGGUGUCUGGCUGGUCAAAGUCCCCAAGUAUUUGUCACAACAAUGGGCCAAAGCAACAGGGAAAGGAGAAGUUGGAAAGCUCCGCAUUUGCAAGAAUCAAGGCAAAGCAGAGGUGUCCUUCACACUCAACGAGGAUCUUACCACCAUAGACACCAUAGGAGAGAAAUCCUCUGUGGUACGAGCCCCUAGAGAACAUCCAUUCACUCUGCAGACUGUUGGUGGACAGACCCUGGCUGUUUUUACAGAAAAUUCUUCAGACAAAAUUGCACUGGAAGGAUUGGUGGUGCAGAGAGCUGAAUGUAGACCGGCCGUUAGUGAGAACUACAUGAGGCUUAAGAGACUGCAGAUUGAGAAGUUGUCUAAACCCCUCAGGUUCUCUCAACAGCUCGAUAAGGCUGUUACCACCAACUACAAACCUGUUGCUAAUCACGCCUAUAAUCUGGAAUAUGAGAAGAAGAAGAAAGAAGAAGGGAAGAGGGCACGAGCGGAUAAACAGCAGGUGCUGGACAUGCUGUUCUCUGCAUUUGAGAAGCAUCAGUAUUAUAACAUCAAGGAUCUAGUGGACAUCACAAAACAGCCUGUGAUUUACUUAAAGGAGAUUCUUCGGGACAUUGGCAUUUACAAUGUCAAAGGCACUCAUAAGAACACCUGGGAGCUCAAACCGGAGUACAGACAUUACCAAAAUGAAGAGAAGAGUGACUGAUCAUUUUCUUGUCACAUCGAGAGUCCAUGGACCUGUUUAUAUCAUUGAAGUCAAAACAAACCAUUAUCCUCCCCAAUAAGUACACAAUGUUAUUGUUUCAAAAUUUCUUCAAGGAUGAUUCAUUCAUUGUUUUAGAGGUUUAUUGGAAAUAUUUGUGGAGUUUUAUAAUGAUAUUGAGGGAUUCACAUGAGGAACCACAAUAGAAUUGAAUCUUCAGUCAUCAUGACUGAAAUUAAAAGGACUUCUAAUCCUCAUCAGUUCAGAUCUGGUGUGUAUAAAACAGGUGAAGUUAAGUGCUUACUGAUAUAAACUCAGCAAGAAAAGAAACGUCCUCUCACUUUCAGCUGCUUUGUAAAUAUUUGUAUGAACAUAACAAGAUUCAACAACUAAGACAUAAACUGAACAAGUUUCACAGACAUGUGACUAACGGAAUAAUGGAAUAAUGUGUUCCUGAACAAAGGGUGGGGGGUAACAGUAACAGUCAGUAUCUGGAGUGGCCACCAGCUGCAUUAAGUACUGCAGUGCAUCUCCUCCUCAUGGACUGCACCAGAUUUGCCAGUCCUUGCUGUGAGAUGUUACUCCACUCUUACACCAAGGCACUUGCAAGUUCCCAGACAUUUCUGGGGGGAAUGGCCCUAGCCCUCACCCUCCGAUCCAACAGGUCCCAGACGUGCUCAAUGGGAUUGAGAUCCGGGCUUUUCACUGGCCAUGGCAGAACACUGACAUUCCUGUCUUGCAGGAAAUCACACACAGAACGAGCAGUAUGGCUGAUGGCAUUGUCAUGCUGGAGGGUCAUGUCAGUAUGAGCCUGCAGGAAGGGUACCACAUGAGGGAGGAGGAUGUCUUCCCUGUAAUGCACAGCAUUGAGAUUGCCUGCAAUGACAAGCUCAGUCCAAUGAUGCUGUGACACACUGCCCCAGACCAUGACGGACCCUCCACCUCCAGAUUGAUCCCGCUCCAGAGUACAGGCCUCGGUGUGACAUUCCUUCGAUAAACGCGAGUCCGACCAUCACCCCUGGUGAGACAAAACUGCGACUUGUCAGUGAAGAGCACUUUUUGCCAGUCCUGUCUGGUCCAGCGAAGGUGGGUUUGUGCCCAUAGGCGAUGUUGUUGUUGCUGGUGAUGUCUGGUAAGGAACUGCCUUACAACAGGCCUGCAAGCCUCUCUCAGCCUAUUGCGGACAGUCUGAGCACUGAUGGAGGGAUUGUGCAUUCCUGGUGUAACCUGGGGGUGUUUGCCAUCCUGUUCUUGUCCCGAAGGCGUGAUAUUCGGAUGUACCGAUCCUGUGCAGGUGUUGUUACACAUGGUCUACUACUGCGAAGAUGAUCAGCUUCCUGUCUCCCUGUAGCGCUGUCUUAGGUGUCUCACAGUACGAACAUUGCAAUUUAUUGCCCUGGCCACAUCUGCAGUCCUCAUGCCUCCAUGCAGCAUGCCUAGGGCACGUUCACGCAGAUGAGCAGGGACCCUGGGCAUCUUUCUUUUGGUGUUUUUCAGAGUCAGUAGAAAGGUCUCUUUAGUGUCCUAAGUUUUUAUAACUGUGACCAUAAUUGCCUACCGUCUGUAAGCUGUUAGUGUCUUAACGACCAUUCCACAGGUGCAUGUUCAUUAAUUGUUUAUGGUUCAUUGAACAAGCAUGGAAAACAUUGUUUAAAUGCUCUACAAUAAAGAUCUGUAAAGUUAUUUGGAUUUUUACAAAAUUAUCUUUAAAAUACAGUGUCCUGAUAAAGGGUUAUUUCUUUUUUUUGCUGAGUUUAUUAGUUGUAAACCAUUAUCUUUGGGUUUCUGUUUAAAACAAGCAGGCUUAUAUUUUGUAUGGUAUUUCAUUUUAUUAAAUUCUGUUUAAAUGUUUUUGUAAAAAAAAAAAAAAGUCGUUAAAUUACUUUCAGGAACCCAAAAGCUGCAGACAAAACUUUCUACAAGAUUGCUUGGUUCUACAUUGCAGGUGGAAGUACUGGGGUUAAACAUUCAAAUCAUAUUUUGAAUAUUUUUAUUUUUAAAUAUUUAAAAUUUUGGCACAAAGAUUUCAAUAUUUCUGAGCACUAUAACCAAUUAAUGCGAACUUUUUUAAAUAUAUUGGAUGUUCUUAGUACCCUUUAUUCUCAAAGGAUCCGUUGGCCUAUACAAUUUAUAUAUACACACCGAUGAGCCACAUUAAAACCACCUGCCUAAUAUCAUGUAGGUCCCCCUUGAGGCGUGGACUCCACAAGACCUCUUAAGGUGUCCUGUGGUAUCUGGUACCAAGAUGUUAGCAGCAGAUCCUUUAAGUCCAGUAAGUUGUGAGGUGGGGCCUCUAUGGAUUGGACUUGUUUUUCCCAGUACAACCCACAGAUGCCCGAUCAGAUUGAGAUCUGGAGACCGAGUCAACACCAUUCCUGAACAAUUUUUGCAGUGUGGCAGGGCACAUUAUCCUGCUUAUAGAGGCCAUUGCCAUCAGGGAAUACCGUUGCUAUGAAGGGGUGGAAGUGGUCUGCAUCAAUCUUUAGGUAGGUGGUAUGUGUCAAAGUAAUAUCCACAUGACUGCCAGGACCCAAGGUUUCCCUGCAGAACAUUGCCCCUACUGGCCUGCCUUCUUCCUAUAGUGCAGCCUGCUGCCAUCUCUUCCCCAGGUAAAUGGCAGAAAGGAGUCAAGGAGUUUGGAUUGGGGAACUAAAGUUCAGGCUCAAUGCCAGAGGUUGUGGUGCAACCAGUGUGCAUAAAUGAAUGGUCACAAAAACAUCAAUGCACUGAAUGCUGAAAAGACAGCACUCCAAAAUUCCUCAGAGACAUUGGUAGACAUUUUAUGGAGUAUUUUCCUUGCAAUAGUCACCUUUAACAAGCUUGUUAGGGGUUCAAGUACAUUGACAGAUGAUUACCAUCAAGCUGUUCAUAGAGGGCAUACAACAGGUAUUUAAGGAAUGAACUUCUAUACAGCUGCCUUGACAUAUACAAAUAACAAUGACUUAAGCUCAUUGCUCAAGAGUUCUCACAAAUUUUAAGCAAUUCAUUUUCAUGAUAUUUCUAGUCACUUCUGACUGUGCAUAAGUUUUUUUCCUUUAUUACACAAAUUCUAGCAGAGAGUUGAAUCAUUCAACCCAAAUUGUGAACAGAUUACAAUUUGUUUACAGUUAAUUUAAAAUUCCCUGAUAUUUCUAGUUCUUCCAUGACCUUGGGAACCCUAAAGAUGAUUACCCCAAGCCAUUGAUGUUAAAGGUGGUUUUACAAGCUAUAGAAUCGAGGCAUUUUUCAUACAUGGUCUUUAAUUUUAAGAAUCAUGUUUGGUUCACAUUAGUGCUGAAAGGGAUUUUACUAUUUCCCAUAGUGCAGAGAUCCUCCAAUUCCUACAGUAAACACAACUACAGUGAAUAAACACUUCACAGCUCUAAAGGGACACCACCAAUAAACUGGAUUUCAGUCUUUAAGAGGCUAUACCUUUAAUUUGUUCAUCAUAGUUUUCCGGUCGAUGGGAGUACACACUUUCAUUGGUAAAGUCUAAUAAAAUUCCCAGGACAAGUUUAGGCAGAACACAGUCAACACUUAUUAGCCAGCAGCUUGAUUUUAUUU